Hyaloperonospora brassicae is the source of this 1542-nucleotide messenger RNA. The record is from the annotation of a GenBank genome assembly. Lineage: Eukaryota; Oomycota; Peronosporomycetes; Peronosporales; Peronosporaceae.
AUGCAAGUCUUCAUGGAGCUCGAGCGAGAAAUGGCGAGAAAGCGCCAACAGACAGAUCCCAUAGUGGUGCCGCUAGGGCCUCUAACCCCUCCAGAUGAGCCGGACGAAGACGAGUGCUGCCACUUGGACUGUCCCAACUGCGUCCACCUCAUCUACCAGGAAAAACUGAUGGAGUACGAACUGAGUCUACAGAGUCAGGACAAGAGAGAGGUGCCGACAGCUCCUGCGCCUGUGUGCAGCUUGUCCUUUUACGCGAGCAAAGGCAGUGAUGCCGGUGUACGCCAAAGGCUCAUGGCAGAACACAGUCGAUCGCUAUUGGAGGUCGCAGCAAACGAUGUGAUCAGUGUGCCUCAUCAAACGGCAGACGGUGCAUGGCGGUCGGUGCGUCACAUUGACCUCCGCAUUCGUGACGAGCAACAAGAGCAAGUCGGUGAGCAGGCGUCUAACAUUGGCGUCUACGUACCAAAUGAUCUGUCGGUCGUAGAUCGCAUGCUUGCUCACUUGCACAUCGAGGACCCCGGCUUGAUUUACAUUGCUGAACAGCCCGUCGAUUUGGCAAGUGCUGGCGAGCAACAGAGCUCACUGCAGCAUCAAGGAGUUCAUCAGCGUCCGUUUGCCAACAUCGGAACAGUGCGCGAUGCACUCACAUGGAGUGUCGACCUCAUCUCGACGCCACCUUCCAGGUUCCUUCGCAGCCUCGCCGCGUACUCUUCGAACAACGACGACAUUGCUGCGUUGAUGACACCACACCUGGUUGAAGCUAUUCACGCGGAACGGCCACAUGAGCACGUCACCAUCGCCGACAUUUUCGACCGCUUUCCGUCUAUUCGGCUGAGUUUUGCAGAAUUUUUCCAGAUCGCGCCACCGAAUUCUCCGCGAUAUUACACGGUCUCCUCGUCACGGCGCCUCGUUCCUGACGUGGUUUCCAUCACACUGGGACUUUGUGAGACGGAUGUGCUGCCGUUGCCACGUUGUUCCAGCUAUCUUGCAAAGUUGAAGCAAGGGGAGUUCAUUCGCGCAUCGUUCCACCGGUCGUCAUUUGUGUUCCCUCUUCACGAUCAUCGUCCGAUCAUGCUUAUCAGUGCGGGCACUGGAAUUGCGCCAUUUCGAGCUUUUCUGCAGGAUUUGGAGCAUGAAGUCGCUACGUCGCCACACGGGCACCGACCAGCCUACCUCUUUUAUGGAUGCCGUGAUGCAAGCGUGGACUUUUUGUAUGCCGAGGAAUUCCAGCGCGCACGAGACUCGGGAGUGCUCGAUGAAUUGCACGUCGCGUUUUCGGCUGACGGCGACCACUCGAAGCGGUACGUCCAGGAUGCGUUGAUUGACCAGAGCGAGCUCGUGGUGCGACAUUUACUUGGAGAUAAGGGCUACAUCUACUUGUGCGGCAGCCAGGCCAUGAGCCGCGCCGUGAAGAAGGCGAUUGUCGCAGCUAUAGUGCGGCAUCCCGAGUAUUUGGACAGUGUCAUCGUAACACAAGAAGACGCCGAGCGUGUCGUGGCGCAGAAGCUGGCAGAGCAUCUCAUUGUCACAGAGCUCUGGUAG